This is a messenger RNA of Danio aesculapii, 2222 nucleotides long. It is a transcript of the gene aebp2, whose product is annotated as AE binding protein 2. Gene Ontology annotation, biological process: regulation of transcription by RNA polymerase II. Bases 111 to 1352 code for a protein of 413 amino acids. The transcript is spliced from 8 exons. The record is from RefSeq and is a predicted model, not a curated record. Lineage: Eukaryota; Metazoa; Chordata; Actinopteri; Cypriniformes; Danionidae. Gene Ontology annotation, cellular component: ESC/E(Z) complex.
GAUCAGCCUCCAGCAGUUCCACGAUCCGUCCGCUCACCGAAAGUCUCCGCGUUUCACCCGUUUCCCGUCGCGUAAACCCGGCCAGGCCCCGCACACACCAGCGGAACCCGAUGGCUUCGACGACCUCCGACGCCUCCGAGCAAGAGUCGGCCAACCCGAGCGAGAAAAACGGCGACGGGAGCGAGUCGGGCCUGCGCGCCGCCGAUCCGGAACCGGCCGUUAAGAUGGACGAAGCGGACACGGACGAGAAGCCCGGUGGACACGAGCCUGCAAAACAAAGCCCGGAGGACGCCACGCGGGACGGGGCUAAUGAUGAAGACGGGGAGACCGUAAAGGAGCAGCAGAAGAGCCCCGGUAGCGCGGACGGGACGGCGGAGCGGAUGAAGAGAGAACAAAGGGAGGAGGAGAGCGCGUCCUCACCGGCGGAGAAAAACGGCGGCGGCACCGGAAUGAAGCGCCGCGCGAGUCUGGAAAUGAUGAGCUCGUCUUCGGACGGAGAGCCGCUCAGCCGCAUGGACUCGGAGGACAGUAUUAACAGUACUCUUAUGGACAUGGAGAGCAUUGCGUCCAGCGGUCGCUCUACCCCGGCUAUGAUGAAUGGUCUCGGUGGGGCGUCUUCCUCCACUAAGGGCUCAUCUUACCCCUGCUGCUGGGAUCAGUGCCACAUGCUGUUCAACACCAGCCCGGACCUGGCCGAACACAUCCGCGGAGUGCAUGUGGAUGGACAGCGUGGCGGGGUUUUCGUGUGUCUUUGGAAGGGCUGUAAGGUGUAUAACACACCGUCUACCAGUCAAAGCUGGCUCCAGAGACACAUGCUGUCACACAGUGGAGACAAACCAUUCAAGUGUGUGGUGGGUGGUUGCAAUGCCACCUUCGCCUCCCAGGGGGGGCUAGCGCGCCAUGUGCCAACCCACUUUAGCUCCCAGAAUUCCUCCAAACUCUCAAGCCAAACCAAGGUCAAGGAAGAAUCUCCUUCCAAAGCGGGCAUCAACAAACGGAGGAAGCUCAAGUACAAGCGGCGGCGGUCCUUGCCGCGACCGCAUGACUUUUUUGAUGCUCAGACUAUGGAUGCAAUCCGUCAUCGCGCCAUCUGCCUCAAUCUAGCAACCCAUAUUGAGAGCCAGGGCAAAGGCCACAGCGUUGUGUUUCACAGUACGGUGAUCGCCAGGCGGAAGGAGGAUUCUGGGAAGGUGAAGGUGCUGCUUCACUGGAUGCCAGAGGACAUACUUCCAGAUUCCUGGGUCAGUGAGAGUGACCGUCCUCAGCUGAAGACCAAAGUGGUCCACCUUUCACAGCUUCCUCAGGACACAGCGGUUCUGCUGGACCCAAACAUCUACAGGAUGUUUUUCUAGAAGACUGGGUGGGGAGGGCGACUUCUGUCAGCGCCUGCUGACGUACCCAAACCCAAGUGGACGUGCGGAUCUUUUCAGACAGGACUUCUUUGCUUUGUUUUUUUUUUUCCUCACUUUUUUUUUUUCUUUUUAAUGCUCCGAGUCUGCCAAAGCAUGCAGUGAAUUUUUAAUGUGUGUUUUUAUCCCUUGAAGAGGAGAAAAGGCACAAAGUUGUGAACUCUUGUCGGUGCUGGACUUCUAUGUGUCUGUCUGCGAGGAUGUUUCGUUUACCACGGUUGAAGUUUUCACUUUCCUUCCCAGCGUCCUCUCAAGCUCUUUCAAGUCCUGAUUAUCAUUUUUCCUUCUUUGUCAAGAAAGUGCCCGUGUAAAUAUUCCAGGAGAUUUGUAAUAUAUUUUUGUACUGCGGAAAUUUUACUGUACUGUAGAUAGCUGACAGAAAAGAGAAUUGUACAGAAUGUGAUAGCUAAAUAGUUUCUGGAGGAUGAGAAUGCUUCCAUAGACGUAUCUGCGUGUUUAUCUUUCCUCGUUUUUAUUCUAGUAUGAUAAUUGAGAAAAGUGAUGAUUUUUUUCUUUCCCAAACACACGCACAGACUCUUAUAACUGCUGCUCCACCUACUGAUGUUGAUGAUGAAGAGGAGGAGGAUGAGAUGUUAUCGUCCUCCAGUCUGCGCCUUUUGUGCGUAUUUCUCAAGCCAAGGAGUGUAUAGACAUCUCAAUGUAAUGGUGCUAAAGCUAACACUAGCAUAGUGCACAUAGGAGAAUUAUAAUGAUGGUGCUUUUUAGAUCAUGUACGUAAUAAUAAUCCCCUGUUCCCCAAACGUAAAGAUCAUUCUUCUGUCUUUCUAGUAAAAGCUGAAAAUUCUCUGAAAA